Prunus armeniaca (apricot) is the source of this 2943-nucleotide messenger RNA. Lineage: Eukaryota; Viridiplantae; Streptophyta; Magnoliopsida; Rosales; Rosaceae. The record is from the annotation of a GenBank genome assembly.
AUGGAAAGCCAGUUUAUUUCCAAUCAAGCCCUCAAUCAUCUCACCUGGUACCCUCCCACUUAUAAUAUUAAUUCCACCAAUUCUUCCAGCAACAAUCCAAAACAAAAAACAAGCCCAUGCACUUGGACUGGUGUUUCAUGCAACGCAGUUGGAAGUGUCAGCAAGCUAAACCUUUCCACUUGUAGUAUUCAAGAUAGGGAACUUGAAAUCUCUAGUAAAUCUGGAUUUGUCCGCCAUCAGUUGUCUGGGAGAAUCCCACCAGAAAUCAGUCUCCUAAGAAAUCUUACAUAUCUUGGUCUCUCUAAAAAUACUUUGUUGGGGGAAAUUCCCAAUGAGAUAGGCAACCUGAAAUCUCUUGCAGAGCUAUAUUUGUAUAAGAAUCAACUCGAUGGUUCAAUUCCAAGAUCACUAGGCAAUCUAACAAGCCUUACCCAUCUCUAUCUCUAUGAUAAUAAACUUUCUGGUUCUAUUCCUCAUCAGGAGAUAGGGAACUUGAAAUCUCUAGUAAAUCUGGAUUUGUCCACCAAUCAGUUGUCUGGGAGAAUCCCACCAGAAAUCAGUCUCCUAAGAAAUCUUACAUAUCUUGGUCUCCUUGAAAAUACUUUGUUGGGGGAAAUUCCCAAUGAGAUAGGCAACCUGAAAUCUCUUGCAGAGCUAUAUUUGUGUAAGAAUCAACUCAAUGGUUCAAUUCCAAGAUCACUAGGCAAUCUAACAAGCCUUACCCAUCUCUAUCGCUAUGAUAAUAAACUUUCUGGUUUGAUUCCCAAGGAGAUAGGGAACUUGAAAUCUCUUGUAGAUCUAGAGUUGUCCAAUAACAGUUUAAGUGGUCUCAUCCCUCCAAAUAUUAGUAACUUAAUAAACCUAAACACUUUGUACUUGGAUUCCAAUCAACUCAAUGGUUCAAUUCCUGUUUCAAUCGGUGACUUGCGCAACUUGGAACACUUCCACCUAGGUGAUAACAAACUUUCCCGCCCUAUCCCCCAAGAUAUAGAGAAUCUCAAGAAGUUGACUAGACUGCAAUUGGCUAUAAACCAAUUUACUGGUUAUCUGCCCCAAAAUAUUUGCCAAGGUGGAAAACUCACAAACUUUUCAGUAUUCAGAAACUAUUUGACGGGUCCAAUCCCCAAAAGCUUGAAAAACUGCACGAGCUUAUUCAGACUCCGUCUUGAACAGAACCAAUUCACAGGCAAUAUAUCUGAAGACUUUGGCGUUUAUCCGAAUCUUCAUUUUAUAGAUGUAAGCCAUAACAACUUUUAUGGAGAAAUCUCACACAAUUGGCAAAAAUGCCCAAAGUUGACAACCCUGCGACUUGCAGGAAACAACCUUACUGGGAGCAUCCCACCAGAGAUAGGCAAUGCAACCCAAAUUCAAGAGCUAGAUCUCUCUUCGAAUCAUUUAGUUGGGUUGAUUCCAAUGGGAUUCGGAAGACUGACUUCUUUGGAGAGGUUGAUGUUGAAUGGAAAUCAGCUUUCAGGUCAUAUACCCUUUGAAUUUGGAUCAUUGAAUGAUCUUGAUUAUCUUGACUUGUCAACAAAUAAAUUCAGUGACUCAAUUCCCAGCAUUCUAGGUGACUUGCUCAAAUUAUACCAUCUGAAUUUGAGCAACAACAAGUUAUCUCAAGUAAUUCCACUUCAGUUGGGGAAGUUAGUUCAAUUGAAUGAGUUGGAUUUAAGUCAUAACUCUCUUGAAGGUAGCAUACCAUCAAAAAUGAGUAAUAUGGAGAGUUUGGUGACGCUCAAUCUUUCCCACAACAAUCUUUCGGGUUCCAUACCAUCAAGUUUCGAAGAGAUGCACGGCUUGUCGGACGUUGACAUAUCCUACAAUCACUUGGAAGGUCCCCUUCCCAACAUCAAGGCAUUUGAAGAAGCUCCGCCAGAAAGAUUGAAAGGGAACAAAGGAUUGUGUGGCAAAGUUGGAGCUCUACUGCCACCCUUGCAAAGAAAGAAGAAGCAUCAAGAUACUAAACAAAACCAAAUGCAUGGAGAAAUUUCCUUUUCAGUUUUAAAUUUUGAUGGAAAAUCAAUGUAUGAGGAAAUCAUAAGGGCAACAGAAGAUUUUGAUUCCACAUAUUGCAUUGGGAAGGGAGGACAUGGAAGCGUCUACAGAGUGAAUUUGCCAUCUGGAGACAUAGUGGCCGUGAAGAAACUCCAUAUGCUAUGGGACGGUGAGACAAAAUUUCAGAAGGAGUUCUUGAAUGAAGUAAGGGCGCUCAGUGAGAUAAGACAUCAGAAUAUUGUGAAGCUCUAUGGUUUCUGUGCACAUAAACGACACUCGUUUUUGGUGUAUGAGUAUCUUGAAAGAGGUAGCUUGGCCGCAAUGUUGAGCAAAGAUGAAGAAGCUAAAGAGUUGGGGUGGAGUAAAAGGGUGAAUAUUGUUAAAGGCUUAGCUCAUGCCUUGUCUUACAUGCACCACGAUUGCUUGCCACCGAUUGUACAUCGUGACAUCUCAAGCAAGAACAUUUUGUUGGAUUCUGAAUAUGAGGCAUGUGUUUCAGACUUUGGCACAGCUAAGUUUUUGAAUCCAUACUCAACCAAUUGGACUGCGGCUGCAGGCACACAUGGCUAUAUGGCACCAGAGCUUGCUUACACAAUGAAAGUGAAUGAGGACUGUGAUGUUUAUAGCUUUGGUGUGGUCACGUUGGAAAUAAUUAUGGGAAAGCAUCCUGGAGAUCUUUCUCAUCUUUCUCAUCAGUCUCUUCAUCCUCCUCCUCCUCACAUCAUCUGCAUUACCAGCCCAUCAAAUACCAAUUGUGGAUGUUUUGGACCAACGCAUUUUCCCUCCUACGCAUCAAGUUGCAAGCGAAGUGGUCUCUCUUGUGAAGAUAGCAUUUUCAUGCUUGAAUUCCAGCCCAAAAUCUCGCCCAACAAUGAAACAAGUUUCUCAUUUCCUCUCAACUCAGAUGAUGCAUUUGUCGAAGCCGGUACAUAUGAUGACAUGUGGUGA